ACAUCUCAGCUGUUAGGCAGUCGGUCAGUAUGGCCACGCCCAUUUCUGCGUGAAACGGCCGCCAGUGGGUUAAUAGGGACAAUUUUUAAAUAUUGCUAUUACAAACUUAGAAAGUUGAUGGAAUAACAGAUUGUACAUUAGCACGAAUUUUCGAGUUUGAAGUCUGUUACUGUAACUCGAACGACUGUCAUUUAUUAACUUCAAUCCUUAAUACUUUGCCAGAAAACUUAACAUUUUACGAAGGCGGACCUAAAAUCACGGCAAAAAUGUGUAGAUUCUGCGAAAAUGCGGAGAGUUGUACAGUAAUAUUCUAAUGAGGCAGACUGAAGUGUGUGAUUACAUGACUGAUGUACCAUGAACCAAACACUGGUAAAGGUGAAGGCCGCAGACGGCAGAGACGUGGCUUCCUUUUGCAUAGAUCAGCGGAGGGAGUGUGUUCGGGAUCUGAAGAAAGCUGCGUUCGAAACCGGCUGCUGCGGACUCCAGCUUGAGGAGAUGUGCCUUAUUACUGGGUGGUCGCAAAAUCUGGACAAAAAACAGUCCAACUCACCAAGUCCGGAAAAAAGGCACUCCAACUCGCAAGGGGUACUGCAUCAGCGAGUGGAAGGUGAUGAGGAGAAGACAUGCGACAUUGACAUCUGGGAACUCAGUGGCAGGCCACAGUCGGAUGAAGUUCCUGUCGAAGUUGCAGUUGGUGGCACCACCCGGGGAGCGGCUUGUUUAACUAGGAGGUAUGAAAAGACCCCUUCUGGCGAAGAACAUCUCUUGGUGUUUGCACCUGUACCGGGCGAUGGGACCAGGUAUGCAGCGCUCUGGGUUAGAAGGUCCCACCGGGUGGGGCAGGUGAAGGACUGCCUGCUGACAUGGCUGGGACUGUCAGGGGAAGGUGAGAGGUACGUGCUUCGCAGUGGUAAGGACACUUUGCCAGAUGAGAAGACCCUAAAAGAAUGUCGGAUUCAGGCGGAAAGUCUGCUGUGGAUAGAGCCUGCCCACCAGCUAGAGCACAUUCCGGUGACAGCAGAGGGGUGUUGGUGGAAAGACUCGGUGCAGGUAAUGGUACCCCCAGAGGAGACCCUGCUGUCAAUGAGAAGGCGGAUCCUGGACGCCCUAACAUGGCAACCCAGGCUGUCUAAUGCAUGGAAACCUGAGAAACCGCAGCCCGAAACCUUAAACUACUGGCUCUUGGAAAAAACGCUUCCUGUUGUCAUUAUUUGUGGUCAAGAAAGUUACCCGAAUUUGACUCAUAGUCUCAGGGACAGCGGUGUAAAUUCAAAUAGCGAGAUACUAGUAACACGCUAUCCUCCUUGGUUUGGCAUCUAUGAAGGUCGGAUAGAUGAGAUAGUGGUUUAUGUUCACAACAAAGUACUGAAGACUAGCGAGUGUUGCAGACCCUCAGAUACUGUCACCUGUAGGAUGAAGCGCACCCCUUCGAGAGGUGGCAGAAUGAAGGAGUUGCUGCAGGCCUACUCUUGUUGUUUUAAAAGAAAAUAAAUGAUUUGGUGAGAAGCUCAUUCCUUUGCUGCAGUAUUCUAACCGAUGGGUUUUCAUAAUGGUGACAUGCUGAGGCUGUAGCAGUCUGGCUAACAGGAAUCCUGGUAGAACUGCCCUGGGGAAGGUGUUGGUUUUUAAUCAUUUUUUUUUAGUAGUGAACUACUUUGAUUACUACAAGACUUCAAGUAAUUAUAUUUAUGAUUACAUUUAUGUUUAA
Protopterus annectens (West African lungfish) is the source of this 1708-nucleotide messenger RNA. RefSeq lists its product as uncharacterized. The record is from RefSeq and is a predicted model, not a curated record. NCBI's taxonomy places the organism in Eukaryota, Metazoa, Chordata, Ceratodontiformes, Protopteridae. The transcript has 5 exons. Bases 355 to 1491 code for a protein of 378 amino acids.